Messenger RNA from Salvia hispanica, 1540 nucleotides. RefSeq names its product Transducin/WD40 repeat-like superfamily protein (gene RID3). Gene Ontology annotation, molecular function: protein binding. Gene Ontology annotation, cellular component: rixosome complex; nuclear pre-replicative complex. Lineage: Eukaryota; Viridiplantae; Streptophyta; Magnoliopsida; Lamiales; Lamiaceae. Gene Ontology annotation, biological process: rRNA processing; DNA-templated DNA replication. The record is from RefSeq and is a predicted model, not a curated record.
AUGGAGCCUGAAAUAAUAAUCGCCUCAUCUCCGACUGACGCCGGCGUCAGCUGCUGGGACCUCCGCACCGGGGCGGAGCACCUCCGCUACAGGUCAUGCGCCUCACCGCUGCACGGUCUCACCUCCGUGGCCGGCCGCUUCCUCGCUUCUUCUCAAGUCCGAGACGCCAAGUCUUCUACUUCUGGCUCCAUUCUCUACUGGUCGUGGAACAAGGCUCAGGUUGAAGUGAGGAGCUUCCCAGCCGAGCCUAUUAGGCCGAUUGCGUGUAACAGCCAAGGAACUUAUAUUGCGGGAGGAGGCAUUUCUGGAGAUAUCUACUUUUGGGAGGUUGCGACUGGAAAAUUGCUUAAGAAGUGGCAUGCGCAUUACAGGGCUGUUACUUGCUUGGCUUUUAACGAUGACCAAUCCCUCUUGAUUUCAGGGGCGGAGGAUGGAUGUGUUCGUGUUUGGUCGUUGUUCCUGAUAUUUGAUGCGGUUAGGAGGGAAGAAACGAGGAAUCUUUUCGAGUAUAGUUUCCACGAGCAUUCUUUGAGAGUCACCGAUGUAAAAACUGGCUAUGGUGGGUGUAAUGCAAUCAUCGUGUCUGCUUCCGAGGAUCGUACAUGCAAGGUGUGGAGCUUAUCGAGAGGAAAAUUGUUAAGAAAUGUUCUCUUCCCUGGAGCAAUAGAUGCAAUUUCCCUUGACCCCGGGGAGCAUGUUUUCUAUGCAGGUGGUAGAGAUGGUAAGAUACACAUUGCUGCCCUAAACGCUCCAAUGAGCCAAAACAGCAACAAUGGACCGCAUGUACUUGGUUCACUAGCUGAGCACAGCAAAGCUGUAACCUGCUUGGCUUCUAGUGCUGAUGGAUUUCUAUUAGUUUCUGGAUCUGAGGAUGGUAUGAUUAGGGUGUGGGAUACAAGAACUCGAAACAUCAUCCGUGUCUUUAGGCAUGCAAAAGGUCCAGUUAAUAAUGUUAUGGUCACCAGACAACCACAAUUGCUUAAUCCUCGGACAUCUGCUCCGACUGCUUCAUCAAGGAAGCAAGCAUUAACAUUACCUCCUCCGCUCGAAAAAUUUGCCAAUUCACCUGAUGAGAACACCCAUGUUAAAGUACUCAUUGGGGGCCAGGACCCUUCCAAUGGAAUCACAGACUCUUCUUACGUCAGUGUUCAAGCAAUGGAGGCUCAAAUUCGAGAACUACAGCAAAAGGGAUCGACUGCAGCUGCAGAAGUGGAUGUGGAACGACUGAAAAACGACCAACUACGAUCCGUGCAAAUGAUCCAACAUUGGAAGACGAUGUACGAUGAUCUGCAUCAAUUCUGUGUUGACGAACUUCUGGAAGAUGUUCGUACUGAAAGACCUACUCAUCACAAUCAGUGAGACGACGAUUCUGGUAACCUGGAAGAGUUAGGAUCAUUCUACUAUUUGCUUCUUUGGUCUUGAUUAGUUGGAGGAUUAUUUACACAUACAAAAAUGGUGAUCCCUACAAGGUUUUGUAGUACUUUGAGAAAUUGAAUUUUGUAUCACUUAUGCAAUAUUAAUAUUUUGGUAUUUACGUCAA